Messenger RNA from Sciurus carolinensis (gray squirrel), 4677 nucleotides. It is a transcript of the gene Nmt2, whose product is annotated as N-myristoyltransferase 2. The transcript is spliced from 12 exons. NCBI's taxonomy places the organism in Eukaryota, Metazoa, Chordata, Mammalia, Rodentia, Sciuridae. The record is from RefSeq and is a predicted model, not a curated record. Gene Ontology annotation, biological process: N-terminal peptidyl-glycine N-myristoylation. The coding region runs from base 106 to 1602 and encodes 498 amino acids. Gene Ontology annotation, cellular component: cytoplasm. Gene Ontology annotation, molecular function: glycylpeptide N-tetradecanoyltransferase activity.
UCGGAGCAGGACGGCGGGCGGCACUAGAGGGAGCUGCCGCCGUGCCCGCCCCACCGUGCCGCGCCCGCCGCUCCGAGCGCCGCCUCCUCAGUCCGCGCCGCCGCGAUGGCGGAGGACAGCGAGUCUGCGGCCAGCCAGCAGAGCCUGGAGCUGGUCGACCAGGACACGUGCGGGAUAGACGGGGACAAUGAGGAAGAGACUGAGCACGCCAAAGGAAGUCCUGCAGGGGAUUUGGGAGCCAAAAAGAAAAAGAAGAAGCAGAAGAGGAAAAAGGAGAAGCCAAAUUCUGGAGGCACCAAGUCUGACUCUGCAUCUGAUUCCCAAGAGAUUAAAAUUCAGCCGCCUUCAAAAAAUCCCACCAUCCCCAUGCAGAAGCUGCAGGAUAUCCAGAGAGCAAUGGAACUACUCUCCGCAUGCCAGGGCCCUGCCAGGAACAUUGACGAGGCUACAAAACGCAGAUACCAGUUUUGGGAUACACAGCCAGUACCCAAACUAAAUGAAGUCAUAACAUCUCAUGGUGCAAUUGAACCAGACAAGGACAAUGUACGUCAAGAACCAUAUUCUUUGCCACAGGGUUUUAUGUGGGACACUUUAGACUUGAGUAAUGCUGAAGUGCUCAAGGAAUUAUACACCUUAUUAAAUGAGAAUUAUGUAGAAGAUGAUGACAACAUGUUCCGCUUCGACUAUUCGCCUGAGUUCCUAUUGUGGGCUUUGCGUCCCCCAGGCUGGCUCUUGCAGUGGCACUGUGGGGUCAGAGUGUCUUCAAAUAAAAAACUCGUAGGGUUCAUAAGUGCCAUCCCAGCAAACAUCCGCAUUUAUGACAGUGUGAAGAAAAUGGUAGAAAUCAACUUUCUUUGUGUUCAUAAAAAAUUGAGAUCAAAACGGGUAGCCCCAGUGUUAAUUCGAGAAAUUACUAGAAGAGUGAACCUGGAAGGAAUCUUUCAGGCUGUGUACACUGCAGGAGUCGUUCUUCCUAAGCCAGUGGCCACAUGCAGAUACUGGCAUCGAUCCCUAAACCCCAGAAAAUUGGUAGAAGUGAAAUUUUCUCACUUGAGUAGAAAUAUGACAUUACAGAGAACAAUGAAGCUUUACAGACUUCCGGAUGUUACCAAGACUUCAGGUUUGAGACCAAUGGAACCAAAAGAUAUUAAAGCAGUGCGAGAACUAAUCAACACUUACUUGAAGCAGUUCCAUCUAGCACCGGUGAUGGAUGAAGAGGAAGUAGCCCACUGGUUCCUCCCUCAGGAGCACAUUAUCGACACAUUUGUAGUGGAGAGCUCCAGUGGGAAACUGACUGACUUCCUGAGCUUCUACACACUCCCGUCCACAGUCAUGCACCAUCCUGCUCAUAAGAGUCUCAAAGCUGCCUACUCCUUCUAUAAUAUUCACACGGAGACACCUCUGCUGGACCUCAUGAAUGAUGCACUCAUUAUAGCAAAGUUGAAAGGAUUUGAUGUAUUCAAUGCAUUAGAUUUGAUGGAAAAUAAGACCUUCUUGGAAAAACUCAAGUUUGGUAUAGGAGAUGGUAGUUUGCAGUAUUACUUGUACAACUGGAGGUGUCCAGGAACAGAUUCUGAAAAGGUUGGACUUGUACUACAGUAGAUAGCUAUUUUGAUUUCUAGAACUCUGACAUCCUCAUUUGUUCAUAUCGUAUUUAAUGAUUCCUGGAACCACCAUUCCAACCAUUCCAAAGAAGAAUAAAAGCACAACUUAAGUGAAAUUGAAGUAGUCAGUAACAAUCAGCAAAGAUGAAAAAACACCCCAUAUGUGACCAGUUGUACACAUUCCUAGUUAGAAUGUUAAAAUGCAUCUUUUUUUUUUUUUUCUCUGUUUACCCACUUGUGGGAGGGAUGAAAGGGUACAAAGAGCACAUUUUUUUCUGAUUUUCGAAAUUUUGGCUUUCUUGGUGAAGUAAGGGUACUUUUCCACUCUAGAAAAGGAACCGUUUUUCCACAAACUAAAGAGAAGUCACAGCAUCGUGUAAGGAAAUCUCUGCUAUUGUGUGGAGAUAAGCUGCUGCAUUUCUACUUAUUAAGUGGUGGUGUAUUUGUCUGUAUAAUAGAACAAAUGAUCCAAUUGGAAAAUUUUUACAUAUAUCACCUUACAUGACAUCACUGGGAACAUUUAUGGAAUGACGAGUAUGGAGCUAAAUGAAAAUGCACUGAUUGCUAAGUACAGUAUCACUCUAUAGGCGAAGUUGCCAAAUCAGUAAACACAGAUUUGUACUUUGAUCUUCAGCAGAUCAGUAGAUGGUUUCAAAAGCAAAGUUUGAGGCAAAUAGUAAGUGUGCUCUCUGAAAGAGCACACGCCUGUGAAUGACCAGACAUUUCCACUGCUGCAUCAUCUCCAGUUUCUUCUCAGCAACAUCAAGGAUACAUGAGGGAAAGAAAAUAAAAGCUCUAAGGUCAAAACUAAUGCCGGGUUGAUUUAUUAGUGCUAUCAGGCAUUGAUAGUUUGAAUGUUUUUAUUACUUAUGCAAAAUUGCACAUAUUCCUUUAUGCUGACUUUUAAUUUAUCAUGAACUGUCAUGCUAAUGGAAAAUGUCUUAUUUGUAAAUAAGUAUUCAUAAUUUUGUUACCGAUGGUGUUUUUACCUAGAAUUUGAAAAACAAAGUUUCACAGUGUACAUGUAUGUGUAUAUAUACCGCCAGUAAUCCAAGGGAUAAAUAAGAUGCUAAACAAGGCUGCAGACUGGCCUUCACUCAAGUAUCACAAAGUAGACACUUCUUCCUGCCUUUACUGUACCAGUGCCUCGGCUGCUCAGUCCAGAAAAAGUUAAUUGCGUUAGAAAACAAAAUGGCAUUCCCCUCAUCUUUUAAGUAAUCCAGUAAAACCAGUCAUUAUCUUAAUACCAGCCAGGGGCCAUCAAAAUAUGGCUCCCAGGCUUAAUCUGGUCCAUCACUUGUUUUUGUACAGCCCACGAACUAAGAAUGCUUUUUAUCUUUUUGAAUAAUUGGGGGAAACAGUCAAAAUUGACAUUUUAUGACAUGAAAAUUAUAUGAAAUUCAAAUUUCAGCAUUCAUAAAAAGUUUUCCUGGAACACAGCCACCCUUUUGUGUCUCACCUGUGGCCACUUCAUGCUACAAAGGCAAAUUGGAAAUUUGUGACAGACCGUAUGGCCUGCAAAGCCUAAAACAGCUGCUAACUGGCCCUUUACAGGUUGUGGAUCUUGAUUUUCUAAGGAGUUGAAAACUACAGCUGUGGCACCCAAGACUGCCACUAGAGGGGACACUUGGGCCCCACAGUAGUGCUUAACAGAUUAGCAAUGUUCUUAAAGACACAUGGAAGACUUCUCAUUGCAGAUGGUACAAACUCAGCUGCGUUACCAUUCUUAACAGAAGGAGAAAAGCGUCAAGAAACAAAACUCUACCUAUUGGAACACUUUAUGGGAACACCAGCAUUAAUUAAGAAUUUACGCAAUCUGGAUUCAUGGCUCUAGUUAGGAAUCAUAUUCCACUCAUUUUUAUGGCCGGUAUUAUUCAAAUAGGUUUUCAAAUAAUUGCAGAAUUGUCAGAAAUUUUGUCAUGAGCUUACCAUUAUACUGUUUCUUUAAAGAUUCAUUUACAUAUUCCAGUUGUUAUAGAAUUUGUUAUUUUACUUGAGUCUUAAAUACAAUUAUUUCUACAUUGUCCUCUUUAUAAUUCAAGCAGAUUGCCCGGGAACAUUUUAAACUAGAGAAUCAGUAAAUAUAGUAUUUGCAAAUUUUAAAGAAGUAUUUUCCUGUACUGUCUUAUAUAAUGAAAAUGCUGGGUCUUUUCUUAAUUUGUGCCAAGAUGGCACUAAGUAAAAUCUAAAUGAACAGGUGGCAUAAUCCAUUGAAUCAACCAGAUUUUAGGCUGAAAUUCUGGUAAAGCCAUUACCUUCCCCUCAAUUAUCGAAAGUAACUUCCAAAUACACAUUGUAGACACUUAACACAGAGCACUACGCAACAUGUCUUAACCUGUCAAAACAAAAUCUCAUUUGAGAACCAUGCUUAAUUUUUAAAAAAUUUACUUCUUGCCACACCUCACCUAAUUACCAUUUUUUUUGGGGGGGGGGCUCACGUGUGUGCCUGCAUGCACAGGCACACAUGCUGGAAAUUAAAUUUGAGGGUCUACCACUGAGCUAUUCCCCUAGCCCCCAUCAUACUUUUUUUGGUAGAUGGACACGUUUUGUCUUAUGUGGCACAGGGGAUUGAACUCAGUGCCUCACAUGUGCUAGGCAAGUGCUCUACCACUGAGCCACAACCCCAGCCCCCCAUCAUACUUCUUAUACAUGUUAGAUUUCCAAGUAAGUUAACCAUGUACAGGCAAGUGAAUCCUCAUUAAAAUACUUUAUCUGUUUUUUUUCUAUCCCCAUUGGGACUUUAUCCCAAGCUGAUGUCUGUGCCUACCUAAAAAAAAGCCAAACUGAAAUAAGUUCAAAAAAAACCCAAAAAAACAAAAAAAAAUACCUUCUAAAGACAAAGUAUUGCUUGGCGUUUAGUAGCUUUCCUUUAAAACUCAAUGCUUCCAAUCUAGUUUCACUGGCCCUACUUUGUAGAACCACGUUUACUGUGGCACAUUUUCCAAGUUUGAUGGGAAAAUGUUAGUUAGGUGUUAUAAGCUACAGAUGUUCUUGCUAACAAGCAUUGUACCAGCCUUUAAAACAGUGAAUUUAUACAAGCAUGGACAUUAGUUUCAAUAAACUUGUUUUCAUA